Molecule: messenger RNA, 1123 nt
Organism: Tripterygium wilfordii
Lineage: Eukaryota; Viridiplantae; Streptophyta; Magnoliopsida; Celastrales; Celastraceae
Product: transcription initiation factor IIF subunit beta
Exons: 6
Coding region: 83-868 (261 amino acids)
Biological process (GO): transcription by RNA polymerase II; transcription initiation at RNA polymerase II promoter
Cellular component (GO): transcription factor TFIIF complex
Source: RefSeq, a predicted model, not a curated record
CAGACGAAGACCAGAAAACAAGUGGAAGGUAGAAAGAAACCGCAAAAAUUCUCUCUCGAGAAACAAACAGGAAGAGAAAGAUAUGGAGGAAGAUCACGAUACUAGUGCGGGUAGCAGCGGUUACCUGGAAACGGGGAAGGCAGAGAGAUCGGUGUGGUUGAUGAAGUGUCCUGUUGUGGUGGCUAAGUCUUGGAAAAGUCAUGAAGCCGCAGAUUCUAGUCCGCUCGCUAAAGUUGUUCUCUCACUCGAUCCCCUCCACCCGGACGAUCCUUCUGCUCUUCAGUUUUCUAUGGAGAUGGCUGGCACUGGGGGUGGUAAUGUUCCAAAAAGUUAUUCUCUGAACAUGUUCAAAGACUUUGUUCCUAUGAGUGUCUUUUCCGAAACAGAUCAAGGUAAAUUUUCAGUGGAAGGGAAAGUGGAGCAUAAAUUUGACAUGAAACCUCAUGAAACGAACAUUGAGGAGUAUGGCAAGUUGUGCCGUGAAAGGACAAAUAAGUCCAUGAUUAAAAACAGACAAAUACAGGUUAUUGAUAAUGAUCGCGGAGUGCACAUGAGGCCCAUGCCUGGGAUGGUUGGCUUUAUUUCUUCAAACUCAAAGGAUAAGAAGAAAACACAACCAGUCAAACAAUCAGAUGUGAAAAGAACUAGAAGGGAUCGGGGUGAACUGGAGGAUAUAAUGUUCAAGCUAUUUGAAAGGCAACCAAAUUGGGCUUUGAAGCAGCUGGUCCAGGAAACAGAUCAACCUGCGCAAUUCUUGAAAGAGAUACUCAAUGAGCUAUGUGUAUACAAUAAGCGGGGAACAAACCAAGGAACCUAUGAACUCAAGCCAGAAUAUAAGAAGACUGUUGAGGAGGCAGGUGCCGAUUAAGUCAUCUAUUCGUUGUACGAUUCAUGUGUUUACACUAUAUAAGAGGAGGAAAGAAAUGAACCCUUAAGCGGGAAGCUCGUAAGUCAGCAAAAGUUGAAGUAGGUUAAAACAAUAAGAGUAUACAUACCUUAUCUCGAAAUUCUAUCUAGAUUAAUUAUCAUAAUCUUCUGUUACGUUGUGUGGUUGAUGAAUUUGUGUAAUAAGCAUAUGCAUUGAUUUAACUAACAUGUGGAAAUAGUUUGAUUCUUCCCUGAC